UCGAUGCCCCCCAAAACCAAACACAGACUUGCUCAAUCUGUGAAAAAGAGGGAGAAAGAUAUGGGUAGGAGAGCUGCUUCAAGGAACGAAGAAAUGGCUCACAUGCCUCAAGGCACAAAUCCCUCAUCUGAAAGAGUGGAACCGCAGCCUGAAGCUCCACGUUUGGAGAUGAUAGAGCAAACUAAUUCAAAGCUUCCUGAAGCUCCACGUUUGGAGAUGAUACAGCAAACUAACUCAAAGCUUCCAAUUGAAGAACAGGGUACCAAAACAUCUAGGAAAAGGCCAAAGUGUUCUGGUGCUGUUGUUAGGCGAUCUUUACGUAUCCAAGAUAGUAUUGUGCCUACUGAAAAUCAGAAUAUGGAGCAUGUGAUUGAAGAUGCAACCGUUAGCGAAGGUGAAAAUGAAGAUGAGCAGCCUGCUCAUAAAAUGCACGGGUCAACCUCAGGGGAGAAAAGCUUGGAAGAAAAAGUUAACUAUCUUGUACAACUAUUGGAUACAAUGAACUCAAAGGCAAGGAAUAAAAACUCUGACUUCUGCGAAAGCCCAGCUUCAAUGUACAAAAGCUUGUAUGCAGAUUCCCAAAAGAUUAAGGCGUUAGAAACUGAAAACCAUCAACUUUCUUUGAAGUUGGAAGUUGCUCUUGCCAAACUUGAAGCAUAUGAGAAUGGGACUCGUGCUUUCUCUGAAAUGGCUGAUAAAUUGAAGGAUUUGAUUUUAGUCUCAAAUUUGGCAAAAGCUACUGAAACUGCAGUAAAUCUGUCAUCUCAAACAGCACGUGGAGCUUGUUCUCGGAAAAAAAAACCAGCACGUGGAGUUGUUGCUCCUCAGGAGGACGUGCUCUCUCAUUUAAUUAACCCAAAAGGGCCAACUGUUGAAGGACCAAAAAUUGCUGCUAAGAGAAAGAAAUAAGAACGUGAAGGAAAUGGAAGGUACUGUUGAAGUUCACCAAUUAAUGUGAUUAGUUUAACUAGUCUUUGUAAAAAAGGGAAACCUGUUGGUACUUUGUUUUAUUUUUCUUGAAACUGAGGGAAUGUUUCAUGGAAAACUUAUGUGUAAUAUGUACAUUUGGUUUGUGCAUCGUAGACUUCAGUGUCAAUGUGAUGUAUGUUCGUUUGAA
Messenger RNA from Prunus mume (Japanese apricot), 1117 nucleotides. RefSeq lists its product as uncharacterized. NCBI's taxonomy places the organism in Eukaryota, Viridiplantae, Streptophyta, Magnoliopsida, Rosales, Rosaceae. The record is from RefSeq and is a predicted model, not a curated record.